AUGGCUCUUUCGCUGCGCAACCUAGUCGUGAGCUUCUUGGCCGCCGGCACUGCCCUUGGGGCGCCGGCCAUCCAGGAAAGACAGGAGACCGCUGCCUGUACAUCUACUAAGAAACGACGCUCUUGGCACUCACUCUCUGACGAGGAGAAGCAGACAUACAUCGAAGCCGAACUCUGCCUGAUGAACACGCCUUCCACCAGCGACCUUCGUGGUAGCAGGACAAAAUUUGACGACUUCCAAGCCAUUCAUGUCCUCCAGGCCGAAAUCGCUCACUUCGUUGGUCAAUUUCUUCCGUUUCACCGCCUCUUUGUGUAUGCCCAUGAGUAUGCCCUCGAAACCGAAUGCGGUUACGAGGCCGGCCAGCCAUACUGGGCAGAAGAGCUUGACGCUGGGGCAUUCUCGAAAUCUAUACUCUUUGACCCCGAACUCGGCUUUGGGGGCAAUGGUGUUGGCGACUCCCAGUGCAUCCAGGACGGGCCGUUCGCUAACUACACCAACCCUCUCGGCCCGGGCUACGAAAUCAGUGAUCAUUGCAUCCAGCGUCAGAUAAGCGAUCGUGCGAGCACCUCUGCUCAAGAGAGUGUCCUCGAGCGGUGCAUGAACAUGACUGACUUCAUGGACUUCUGGCCAUGCAUUGAAGGUGGCCCUCAUGGAGCAGGUCACGGAGGCGUCGGGGCCCAGAUGUUAAACCCAAUUUCCAGCCCCGGGGACCCGCUCUUCAUGCUUCAUCACACAUGGCUAGAUCGACUAUGGGCCAAGUGGCAGGAACAAGAUCCCGAAACUCGCUUGAGUGCGAUCGGAGGAAACAAUCGUGGUGGACUGGGUGGAGGAUUCCCUGGAGGAGGGUUCCCUGGAGGUGGGUUCCCUGGGGGAGACUUCCCUGACUUCCCCGGGUUUCCAGGAGAUUUCCCUGGAUUUCCUGGAGGUCCUGAUGGAGACGGCCCUAUCCCUGAGGAUCCCGAAAAUCCGCCAGAAGGAGAUCCAGAAGGGGCACCAGCUCCGCCAUUCGGUGGUGGCGGAGGAGGUGCUUUCAUGGGCAUGAUCCGCCCUGAUGAUGUCCCUGAACCCCAGGUUAUUGGAGAUCCGGGUAAUGACACUACUCUGGACCAUCUGCUGGAGAUGUACGGCAUCGUCGAGGAUAGGACUAUCGCUGAGGUCAUGGAUAUCAGCGAUUUGUGCUAUGAAUAUGACUAA
Molecule: messenger RNA, 1194 nt
Organism: Scedosporium apiospermum
Lineage: Eukaryota; Fungi; Ascomycota; Sordariomycetes; Microascales; Microascaceae
Exons: 6
Coding region: 1-1194 (397 amino acids)
Molecular function (GO): oxidoreductase activity
Source: RefSeq, a predicted model, not a curated record